AAAAACAAAUUAUUUUUCUUCAAAACAUCAAGGCGUCAAGGUCUACACGACAUUUGAUGGCCAUCUUUUAUAUCCCUGAAUCGAGCAUUUUAGUGUAGACUAGAGACAUUCGUUUUUAGUAUUAUUCUGAAAAUGCGUUCAACUAUGUGAAUAAAAACGUUUCUGACAAUCAGUAGAAAACAAAGUUUUGAAACUAAAAUAUAUGUUCAUGGUUUCCAGCUACAGCUUGAAGAAUGUAAGUUGUCUAGACUAGAUCGAAGCUGGAUCUAUAUAUAGAUCUGAUGAAGACACGAUAAUGCUUUUAGCGGGAAUACCACUUAGAGCAAGACGUUUCCAUCUCUGUAAAAGCAAUGCGUGAUGUCGAGAAUGAGAUAGAUGUAUCCAAGAAUGAGAUUCUCCCAGGAGAGAAUGUUCCUGCAAACAACAUUGACUGCUUAAAUGUUUACAGCAGCUUUCCAGUUUGGGAAGUUAGGUCCCCCACAUGUUCUUCUUCUCCCUUGCGCUGCACUUCUGUCACCGACAGUGCGGUAAAUAAAACUGUGGUUCUGGUCCGCCCGUGUGAAAUAGGUUUUAAAUGGACAGAUCAAGACCAGCACACUGAUAGAUUUACAGAACGUUGUGUUAUUGACAAUAGGAUAUUCAAAGAGGCCACAAUGAAAGAUAUGCGUCGAGAGUACACAUUAGAAAUGCUGUCAGAUGAAACGUUAUGCAAUAAAACCUCAAAGUAUUGUAGUGAUAAAACGUGUCGUAACACAAGGCGUACACAUUUUAUAGAAUCAAACUUGGCAACAAAGAACACAAAUAACUCAAGUUCGGGAAUCCCUUGCAAGCAGCACAGUAAACGAUUUAAGAAUAGUUCUGGAAUUUCCACAGUUUUGGCUAACGAAAAUUGCCUUUCAAGAAGGCAAGCAUACGAGUCACUAAGUAAUCCAGAGCAAAUGAGUGUGCCUUCAAACAAAGUAGUCCACGAGGAUGUGGGUUCCUUGGAAGAGAUUCCUUUCUAUCAGGUCGGGAGAAUGCUCGAGUUUAAUCGCGAAAAGGCUUACAAAAACAAAAAUAUCACCGGCACUGGACAAGGCUCAGACUUUAUGGAUGAUAAGCAUGACUGUAAACACAAGUAUCAUAAUUGCAGGCGAUCGGUUAUCCGGAAGAUGGAACCAGGUGACAAGUCGUCUUUUCUUUGCCGGCCAGCCGUAGGCAGCGACGAUAACUUUAUAGAGAUACGUAAGAAAACAGCUGAGUCUGGUGUGGUAGACGAGCUGUGUCCAGGGAAGCAUUAUGUUGGCGUCGGUGCGGUUCCGAAUAUCAAGCUUCCGUACACACUACGUCCGUACGGCUCACUGAAUUGUAUCGCUCCUAAAUAUGCUUCGUAUUCACUAAUUAACUGCCAACCUAGCACUUUAAGUCUUAGGCCACACCGGUUGGAAGAAAAUAUGUUCUCCUCAAAGUCAUUUACACACUCCAGCUACAGCAGGAAUGAUUUGGGGACAAGCUUCAUACAGAGAUAUCUAGAUAGCAGAAGAAAACGACGUCUUGUUGACGAAACAUUGUCAAACACCCUGGAAUACAAUAAAUUCCCACAUUCGGCUAGAUAUACACAUAGCCAUGCCGGUACCAGAGGUGACCCUCUAGAUUCGUUUUCUUUCCGAUCAACCAAAUCAUACAACGGAUGGCCGAGCUUCAUUAGCAUCCCGGGCAGUCGAUCUAUUUACUCAACAAGCAUGAAUAGAACCAACAACGCGACAUCGUCCAACAGUCAGGUGUCCAGCUCAAGCAGCAGUUCCAGUGCUAACAUUUUCUUGCCCGACUUGACAAACGCUAAGGUUGUCCCGGUCAGGGGUGACGGUCGAUGUCUGUUCCGAAGCCUGGCCACUAUCUUGUCUAAGACUUUGCAGGAAUGCACAUAUCGGGACUCCAAUGGUUGCCUGGACUGUGAGUAUUGUUCAGCCAAAGAAGAAAAACGUGCAGACAGACUCAGGGCCAAGGUCGUACGCUUAAUGACAGAUAAUCUUCAUUUCUACUCCGAGCUUGGGGCGGACAUAAUUAAUGCAGACCAGCCGGAUGACGUUUGCUACCAGAAGUUCGAUGAUCGCCUGCAAGAUAUGAGCAAAACUACAGCUAUGCCCGGGGAGAUCGAACUGAAUGCAGCGGCCUACGUCCUGAAGAGAGCCAUUGUUAUUGUAGACGAAGACCUUGUGGUCAUCAACAUCUAUGGUCAGGACGAGUUCCCACUGUCGGAGCCCGCUAUCGUUCGCUUCACGAGAUUGUCGGAAAACACAGGUCACUUUGACCCUGUCAUGCCUCACUGCCGCCACGCCAGCGAAGUGAAUGUUCACCACAACGGUCAUGAACAAGAAAGUUAUAAAACGUCAGAGCCCAAAGAUCCUAGAAUGUCAUACGAGCCAAAAGAGUGUUCCUGUCGUAAGUGCCAUUGCUACGAACAAAGCGAACGCUUCGCUGACAAUGAAAACGACAAUUUCAACUGCCCUUUUAACAAUAAACAUCUCGGCAGAUGUCGCGAGAAUCAGAAAACAAAGCAGCAGGCGAGUUCCAGGUCCCGAAAGAGACCAAAAUCAAGGAAAGUUGAUCGUGACGAUGAUUCGAGCUAUGACCUGACUUCCAGGCGGAGAGUGUCGUCUGCCACAUCCAUGACGGGCGACGAAGAAAGCGCGCGAAACCGGGGCGGUUAUAAAGUUAGCAGUUGUGCCUGCAGCAUAUGUAUCUUGGAGACCUCUUCACGGGACACUUCCGGGAACAGAGACUCCUUGCCAAUGUCUCGAAAUAACAAUAAGAGACAAAAGAAAUCCCCCCAAGAGCCCGCAAAGCCAUCGCAAAAAGUCAAAAAGAGAGCGAAAAAAAAGUCUAGAAAAAAAGCUGCACCUCGACGUCGCUGAAAACGUGAAAGCUCUCUACACACGUACAUUAUAUAUACAUGUGUACAUUACAUCAUCGCGUCUGAAAUCAACUCUCUACGGGGAGAGGGUGGUGGUAUCUCAAUUGAGCUGAAAUGUGAGAGGGAGCCAGUGCUGGCCAAAGAAGUCUCGCGCGUUAUAAAUUUCCAUGCCACUUUAAAUGAAAAGUAUUUAGCGAGGUUUGCUUGUAUUUAAGUAUGAGGUGUCUACUCAUUAGGCAUAAGAGAAAAAAAAGAUGUAGGACUUUUUGUAAACAAAUGUAUAAUUCCGGUCUACGAUUGUGCUUGCAAGUCAGUUUAGAUCUUGAAGAAAAAGUGUAUUUGUAUAACGGGUUUUACAUAUUUACAUUCAAAGCCAAACUCUUCUUUACACAUGUCAAUUCUAAUCGUUUUAGAGAUGUACUUUCUAGUCCAAACUCUUAUUUAAAGAUUUAUACUCUAGCUAGUCCUGGCUCUCUUUAUAGAUUUACAUGAUUAAUGCCAUGUACAGUACAAUUACAUGAUUAAUGCCAUGUACAGUUCAAUUACAUGAUUAAUGCCAUGUACAGUACAAUUACAUGGGUCUCUUUAUAGAUUUACAUGAUUAAUGCCAUGUACAGUACAAUUACAUGAUACAUCUAAGAAAAGAAAACGUGUAUAAGAAUGUAGCUUUUCUAUUUAAAAGGCGCCAUGUUUUGCGUACAAUUUUGUUACAACAUUGAAAUGAUAAACUCAUGAGAACUCAUGGAGAAAUAAAAUCAAACUUCUAGGC
Molecule: messenger RNA, 3662 nt
Organism: Biomphalaria glabrata
Lineage: Eukaryota; Metazoa; Mollusca; Gastropoda; Planorbidae
Exons: 4
Coding region: 351-2894 (847 amino acids)
Source: RefSeq, a predicted model, not a curated record